AUGGACAAUGUGACACCUGGUGCCCUUCCAGGUGAGAUGGACCCGAAGGACUACAAUUACCUGGCCCUGGUCCUUGGUGUGCCCCUAAUUCUGAUCAUCAUCCUGGGGAAUGUGCUGGUGUGUCUGAGCGUGCUCACUGAGCGGUCCCUGAAAACCGCCACCAACUACUUCAUCAUCAGCCUGGCGGUGGCCGAUCUGCUGUUGGCCGUGCUCGUGCUACCGCUGUACGUCUACUCAGAGUUCUUGGGGGGGAUCUGGACUUUGAGCACGUACAUCUGUGAUGCUCUGAUGACCAUGGACGUGAUGCUGUGCACUGCCUCUAUCCUGAACCUGUGUGCUAUCAGUGUGGACAGGUACAUUGCAGUAGUGGUCCCCCUGAAAUAUAACAGGAAUCAGUUCAGUGUUCGUCAGUUGGCCCUGAUCACUGCAACCUGGGUGCUGUCCCUGGGUGUGGCCAGUCCAGUCAUCUUUGGUCUGAAUCAGGUGCCGGAUCGCGAUCCAAGUGUGUGUAAAUUAGAGGAUGAUCGCUUUGUGGUGUACUCUUCCGUCUGCUCCUUCUUUGUGCCUUGUCCUGUCAUGCUCUUCCUUUAUUACUGGAUGUUUCGAGGCCUGCGGCGUUGGAGUGGGCGGAAUCGCUCUCAGGCAGGCCUGGCUGGUCGGCGAGCUCUCUCUUUACAACUCAGCUCAGCUCUACAGCGAGCUAAAGCCACAACAACUGGCAAUCAAGAAAAGGUUGUGUAUACUGCACCCACAGGGCUCAGCCCCAUCUCUCCCUCCACCAUAUCCAUGGCAACGCCCUCAGCAUCCCCAGUAACAGAGGAACAGCAGGACGGUGUAGCAGUCGUGGCAGACAGCGACCCAGUGACAACUCAGAUGGACAGCAUGUCAGACGGUGAUCCCACAGAGAGGAGGGAGGGAGGCAGCCGCCGAGAGAAUGGCUUGAAGAGCAGCACUGCAAAGAGAGGGAGGAGGCACAGCAAGACCAGCAGGGUCAGUGGGCGUGAACGCAAGGCCAUGAAGGUCCUGCCCGUGGUCGUAGGUGUGUUUCUGGCCUGCUGGACUCCAUUCUUUGUCGUCCAUGUCACCAAAGUUUUGUGCCAAUCAUGUGACAUUGGUCCCACCCUCAUCUCCGUGGUAACGUGGCUCGGCUAUGUGAACAGCGCCAUCAACCCAAUCAUCUAUACAGCCUUCAACGCUGAGUUCAGAAACGUCUUUCACAAGCUGCUCUGCUGUCAGACAUGAAACCAACAUCUCGUCUCAAACUCAAUCUCCCUGCAGACUUCAAAACAGGAAGGUUUCCAACCAAAGCCUUAGUUUGGAUCUCGGCUUGAAUGAAACACAGAUUGUCUCUUAUUUUGAAGGGUUUUAAUGUGUGUGGGUGUGCUCUUAUUUUAAAGGUUCGGAAAUGUUCUUAUUAAGCAGAGCAGUAGUGAAAUUACUGCCAUAUAAUAGCCCAGUGGCAUAAAACCUGCAAACGUGUUGAAUCAUCAGUGUUUUUGAUAUCUGAGUAUUUCCAUGUUGAUGCUUUUAAAGUUUGCAGUUAAUUUGAUUAUUUUUAUAGUGUUGGCAAUUAUUUUUGUGACUGAAGCAGAAAGCUUCACAUGGCCCUAAAUGUUUUUAUGAGUUUUGUGGUGAAGCUCAUUAAGGUUGUAGUAUUUUGAUCUGUGGCAUGAAAGUGAUGAAAUGUAGCUGAAAAAACAUCUAUGUCAUUAGCAUAAAAAACAUUAAUGAGAUUAAAGACUUUCUGUUGAAUUGAACCAGGUGAUAAUUAUGCAUUUGAACAAAUGCUGAUCUGUAGGAAAACAGCAGAUACCCCAGCAGACUGUGAGUGGGGAUCAUAGUCAGGUGUGUUUUAUGCUAAAUGUCACUGAUUUUAAAAUUGUCCACAGGAACACAAAGAACAUGACAAGGCCAUGUUUGCUGAUUAUCAACAGAUCCUGCAGGUUUGAUAACUUAUUAAAAGGAUGGAGAAGAAAAGUCUGAACAUGAUGUAGAACCACUUUUCCAUCAAAGAAGCUUUAGUUUGUUCACCUGUUCUUAUCUGGUGUUGCCUGAAUCCUCAGAGGCUUGUCAGUGAAACUGCUCAUUCACUUUUUGUUUUACUGUAAUGACACAUCUAUUGUGGGUGGAGCUCCUGUCCACCUGUCAGAAUGGUCCCGGAGGUAUUUGAGUUUUUCCGCUGUCAGGAACCACAAGUGUGUUUCUGAAGUAGGUUCAUCACAGUUUGACGUUAUAAACUCCUCCAUCAGUGAUUAAAUGAAGGCACAGGGAGGCUACCUCUAUGAUCAGUCAUAGAAAACACAGGUAACCAUGAUAAUGGAAAGCAUCUC
Messenger RNA from Archocentrus centrarchus (flier cichlid), 2330 nucleotides. It is a transcript of the gene drd4-rs, whose product is annotated as dopamine receptor D4 related sequence. The transcript has 4 exons. Bases 1 to 1242 code for a protein of 413 amino acids. The record is from RefSeq and is a predicted model, not a curated record. Gene Ontology annotation, cellular component: plasma membrane. Lineage: Eukaryota; Metazoa; Chordata; Actinopteri; Cichliformes; Cichlidae. Gene Ontology annotation, biological process: negative regulation of adenylate cyclase activity; adenylate cyclase-inhibiting dopamine receptor signaling pathway; regulation of dopamine secretion. Gene Ontology annotation, molecular function: G protein-coupled receptor activity; dopamine neurotransmitter receptor activity, coupled via Gi/Go.